AUGAACACCACAUUGGUCGACGUAGCACCACUACACACCGACAAACCUCCAGGAGCAUCUCUUUCGGUGCCACCAGUACCACCUUCGACGAGGCUGACAACCAUCAUCUCAGAAAGCUUCUCUCGUGGCCUUGAUGACGAUGUCCUUGUGACUUUCCCCACGUUUCUUAUUCCUCACAAGAGUGCUACUGAUAGCUGUGACACAGACAUCGAUGUCACUCAUUUGGGUUGCUCUAUUUGUUUGGCAGAUUAUAAAUCUACAGAUGUUGUCAGGCAAGGACGACUCAACUAA
Messenger RNA from Lactuca saligna, 291 nucleotides. Lineage: Eukaryota; Viridiplantae; Streptophyta; Magnoliopsida; Asterales; Asteraceae. The record is from the annotation of a GenBank genome assembly.